ACCGCUGGCCCCAGAGAGGGUGCGCGGUGCCAUUGGCCCACGUUGUGCCGCACAGCUCUGUACCUGCAGCUGUCCAAGGCCAACCGCUGGCCUUUGCCCUCAAUUGCCUCCCCUGACCGCUCCGUUGCCCCUUUCAGUGACCCACUUGCUCCCGGUCCGCGCUACCGUCGUUGUAAUCUCCGCCGGUACAUAAGGCUUUCUCACUUCCGCUGUUCCCUCUCCUUCUUCCUCCAACUCAAGUUCACACUUCGAGCUCCAGCAUUUGACUCCGGUCGUCCAUUCGUUGAAUACAACAACCAACUAAUACUACACUCCCUUAAUACCCACGACUCCUCUACCACCUCACGAAACUUCCCCAAGUUUUCACCUUCUAAUCAAUCAAUAUGCGUUCCGCCAUCGUUCUCGCUCUUGCUGCCGCCGCCGCUGCGGCCCCUGGUGCUGGCUACGGCUAUGAGGCUCCCCCCUCGUACGAUGCCAUCCCUGCCGUUCCCCAGAGCUCUGCUCCCGCUGCCACCCCCUCUGUCAUUGAGUACCCCGCUACUCCCAUCGAGAGCGAGAAGCCUGAGGUGCCUUCCUACGUCCCGGAGACCCCUGAGGAGAGCGAGACCCCCGUCCCCUCUUACGCUCCCGAGACUCCUUCCGAGACCGAGACUCCUGUCUACUCCCCGGCCCCGUCUUCCCCGGUCGAGGCCUGCGAGAGCACUGUCACCGUCACCGUCACCGUCCCGUCCGAGUCCCCCUACGUUCCCACUGGCACUGGCGGUGUCCCCGUCCCCUAUCCCACCGGCCCUGCCAGCGAGGCUCCCUACCCCACCGGCACUGGUGCUCCUUACGUCCCUGCUGGCCCUACCGGCACUGGCUACCCCGUCCCCAGCUCUCCUCCGGCCUUUGAGGGCGCUGCCUCCAAGCAGACCUUCGGUGUCCUCGCCGCUGUCGGUGCUUUCGCUGCUUUCUUCUUGUAAACGUCAUCCUCUUCAAAUGAGCUUUGCCUCCCUCAAAGAGGUACGGCUAUGACUUUUGCAUGGUCGGUUGGUUUCCUUUGUAGCGGGCGUGUCUCUGCGUCAAGCGAACACGAUAUCAUUGUACAUGGAUCGCGUAAUCCUUUAAUCAGGGGUUGGUAGUUGGGUUGCAGGUAGAGAAUCGAGUGGUUGAUUAGAACUUUCGUGCUUUGUCGUCGUGAUAUUCAUAUGCGUAUUGCCUACCUGACCGUGGUUUAACUGUCAUGGCCU
Westerdykella ornata is the source of this 1229-nucleotide messenger RNA. RefSeq lists its product as uncharacterized. The record is from RefSeq and is a predicted model, not a curated record. The coding region runs from base 384 to 962 and encodes 192 amino acids. The transcript has 2 exons. NCBI's taxonomy places the organism in Eukaryota, Fungi, Ascomycota, Dothideomycetes, Pleosporales, Sporormiaceae.